Molecule: messenger RNA, 1449 nt
Organism: Durusdinium trenchii
Lineage: Eukaryota; Dinophyceae; Suessiales; Symbiodiniaceae
Source: the annotation of a GenBank genome assembly
AUGGACGUAGGAGAUCCAAGCCUGAAAUAUGACGACAACGGGUGGAUCUUCUGCGCAACAGCUCAAGCGCUGGGUAAAGCUGCGCUGAUGGCAGCUGAUCCAGCUUUGCCAGCUGGCAAGGUGAAGAUUAUGUUCUGGGGGGAUGGAGCACCAAUUCAGAAGCACUUUGAAGACCACUACCAGUUGCAGGAACAGGAAGCUGCUUUGCAGACCUACAACUUCAUCUCCAAGGACAAGAAGCUCACGCAUGAUCUGUUUGAUGCGACGGGAUAUGCCCACAUCAUCCCUCGCCAGGAACUACUGGAGCCGCCGUCAGAUCUGGAGAAGUGGUUCCAACCUCAACUGGAGCGUUUGGCCAAGACCCUUUGCAGAGAUGUGCCACGGGAUUCACAUGAGGAGCACGUGAGGCAUUGGUGGGCCAAUGAAAGCCCUAGCUUUGUGGCAGAGCGAUGCUGCAGCUCGAUGCCCACCACCCGUGAGGGCGCCCUCUACGACGGGACCAUGCGGGUGACCUUCGCGCUGCGGCGAAGGUUGGGAGCCUCUGAGACGUUAACUCCCGAAGAUAUCGAAGUGGAUUGGCUGGGAGGAUACUGGAAGUUGCCCAACGCAGACAUGACCUCCAGUUUGAUUCGAGAACGCAUCAUUAGUCAAGCUAAGACUGGUACAGCUCCAGUUCAGCCCUACAUCCUCAUGGAGGUCUACGGGGCUCUCAGCUCGGCACUGCAGCAGCUGUUUGGUGCGGCAGAGUUCACAUCGGAGCGGCUGAAAGAGCAGUACCGGAGCCAACCAGAGGAGCUUGCAGCAUACCUCAUUGCUCGACGCGCCAUAUCAUUGGAGCCGGAGCAGCGCCUUCAAGCAUUGCGCUUGGGAGACCCAGUGAGUCCCGCCAGAGCUUGUGUGCAGUCCUUCCUGCAUCGCGCGCACGGAGUCCUGAUCGCACGGGGCAAUGGCCCGGAGAGGUGGAAAGAAGCGAAGCUUGGCGCAGAGAGCGCUGCAGGCAGGCGCGAGCACUUCAGAAGGGCUGUGGAUGCGCACCCGGCCAACUCCAACGCCCUUUUCCAGCUUGGAAUGUGCGCGCUGGAAUUGGGGCCAUUAGACACAGCCAUUGAGCUCAUGAACAAAAGUCUUCUCUUGGACUCGGAUUUCAGGGCUCCGUAUGUGAACCUUGGUGUGGCUUUCCUGAGAAGAGCAUCUCACACUGAUGAUCCGGUCAAAGCACAGGAGUUUUAUCUCCGCGCUGUUGAGAUCUCGGAGUCCUGCUUGACACGCCACCCAGCGUCGCCGCAGUGCAACUAUCACAUUGGUGUGGCUUGCACCCAGCUUGCAUUUUAUUUGCAAGACCGCGAGGGGGUUGACUGCAAAGAUCCAAAGUUUGUCGAGUUGCGAAGCCGCGCGCAACGUGAAUUUUUGGAAGCCAGGCCCGGAGCAACCUGCAGAAGAGUACAAUGA